CAAGAGAAAAAUAUUCUAAUCUAUUUUUUCCAUAGGGAGUAAGUUCUUUCUUCUCCUCUCAGUCGUUAGCAUAAUCGCCGACGAUCGAACACUCCAAGCUCUGUCUUGAUCACUGGUGUGAUUCUUAUUUGUUGUUUUCUUUAUUGAAAUCAGAUUUACGGAAGCGAUGGCAGAUAAGAAAUGCUCCAUGAAUACGAACCGCAUGUCUAUUGUACCUAAUGAAUGAGAUUAACUCUGAUCGAGAGGUAACUAAAGAGCUCCAUGAGCUACAACUUAUCUGUGGAGUAAAAGGAUGACACACAAUUUCCAAGUUCCAGAAGCUUGAGCCAAGGAUUUCUUUGGAAACAGCCUCUCUACCUUUUAGUAGGGGCAAGGUCUGCGUACGGCUACGCACACUCUCCCCAGACCCUACUCUCGUGGGACAAAACUGGCUUAUUGUUAUUGUUGGGGAAUCUUUGGUGCAUCAGAUGAUAAUGAAUGAAAAGUGACUCAACAAAAAUAGACUCAACAAAAAUAAUGUCAGUUUUCCAGCAUUUUGGUGGAGCUCGAGUGCUUCAUUCCUUUAACAGAAGUCUUCAUCACCUAUCAUCAUCCAGUUCUUACUUCUCCAGUCUCCACUGCUCCAAACUCAGCCCGAAUGCUUAUCGGAAAGUACCAUAUUUUGGAUGUGGCAGCUUGGUGUCAAUGCAUGAAUUCAGAUCACUAUCUGAUGCCAAUAUUCUAUUCUCCAAUUUGGGAAGGCGUAGUAUUGCACCAUCUUGUUCAUUGUGGAACCUUUGGCACCAAUAUGCAACUACAGCAACUUCAACAGAGAAGAAAUCAAAGAAGAUGCUAUAUUACUUAACGGGGUUGGUUUUUGGGAUGGUUGGUUUGAGUUAUGCUGCAGUUCCUUUGUACAGGAGGUUCUGCCAAGCUACAGGCUAUGGAGGUACAGUUACUCGCAAGGAGAGUGUUGAAGAAAAGAUUGCUCGACAUGCCAAAGAUGGAACUGUUAGUACUAGGGAGGUGGUUGUACAAUUUAAUGCUGAUGUGGCUGAUGGAAUGCCUUGGAAGUUUACUCCUACUCAACGAGAGGUAAGGGUAAAGCCAGGAGAGAGUGCCCUUGCUUUUUACACUGCUGAAAAUAAAAGCUCAACUCCAAUAACUGGUGUGUCGACAUAUAAUGUUACUCCAAUGAAGGCUGCAGUGUAUUUCAAUAAAGUACAGUGCUUUUGCUUUGAGGAGCAACGACUACUUCCUGGGGAGCAAAUUGACAUGCCCGUAAUUAGCACUCUACUCUCAUUAUAACCAAUUUAUUACUUGAUAAACUCCUUGUUAAUAGAUAGUCACACACAUGCUUGUGUAUGAUCUUAGAUAGGAACAUCUGGAUAUUUAUAGUUAGAGUUACUAGGUAGACCUUUGGGCUUUAGUCUAUAAUUUAUGAUUGUUUGCUUUGUCUUAGUCGGUACUUUGUGUAUGUUUGCUUCCUGUGCUUUGGAUCUAGUUGUUAGUAUUGGUAUGCGUGCACUUUGUGUUUGUACUCUAACUUUGUUCGUGUUUAUGUGUUUACUUUCUUUGUACUCUUGUAUUUGAGCCGGGGCCCGGGGGUAUCUUGGAAACUCGCUCUUUACUCUCAAGUAGGGGUAUGACCUGCGGGGUACACACAUGACACCCUGAACCCCUACUUUUCAUUGGAUUUUAUUUGGUUUGUUAUUGUAAAAUAUGUAUAUGCAGGUAUUCUUUUACAUCGACCCCAAGUUCGAAACAGAUCCCAAGAUGGAUGGCAUCAACAACUUGAUCCUUUCGUAUACAUUCUUCAAGGUUUCCGAUGAAUAGCACUUCUUCUUGGGUGGGUAACUUACAACAACUUGAACAACAAAACCCACUGUAAACCAAAUUCCGCGGGGAGAGAGACUGUUUUGUUUAUAGAGUAUAUCCCCUUGAUUUAGUCCAUUGAUUAUUCGGAACAAAAAAAUUGUAUUGCAUGAUUCACCUCCUGUUUCAUGCAUGUUUAGAGUGCACUUCCAUGGCAUGUUUCAUAAAUUUGAACCUAUCAAAAAACCUUCCUCUUUAGUUCCAUC
Molecule: messenger RNA, 2060 nt
Organism: Cuscuta campestris
Lineage: Eukaryota; Viridiplantae; Streptophyta; Magnoliopsida; Solanales; Convolvulaceae
Source: the annotation of a GenBank genome assembly